This is a messenger RNA of Dictyostelium purpureum, 1431 nucleotides long. RefSeq lists its product as uncharacterized. NCBI's taxonomy places the organism in Eukaryota, Evosea, Eumycetozoa, Dictyosteliales, Dictyosteliaceae. Gene Ontology annotation, molecular function: sterol binding. The record is from RefSeq and is a predicted model, not a curated record. The transcript is spliced from 4 exons. Gene Ontology annotation, cellular component: intracellular membrane-bounded organelle; cytosol; membrane. The coding region runs from base 1 to 1431 and encodes 476 amino acids.
AUGGAAGAUACAAUUAAUAAUAAUAUUUUAGAAGAAAAUGAAAAACAUAUUAUUCAAAACGAACAACCACAGGAACAUGAUGAUGGUGCAAGUUUAAAAAAUGAAGAAUCAACAGAAAUUUUAGAGGAGGAACCAAAAAACCUAUUAAUUAGUUUAUUAUCAGAGUUAAAGAUUGGUGUCGAUUUGUCUAGAGUACCAUUACCAACAUUUAUUUUGGAACCAAGAUCAUUAUUAGAGAAAUUUACAGAUUACAUGAUUCAUGGUGAUAUAUUAUGUGGUAUAUGUAAAGUGGCAACACCAUUAGAAAGAAUUCAAAUAAUCACCAAAUGGUACCUAUCAGGUUUCUACUUUAGACCCAAAGGAGUAAAAAAACCAUACAACCCAAUAUUAGGAGAGAUAUUUCGUUCAAAAUGGGAAUUCAAUGCUGCAAACAAAAUCAAUAAUAAUACUAAUAAUGAUAAUCAUAAUAAUAGUAAUAUAAAUAGCGGUAGUGGUAGUAAUGAUUCUGGUACAUUAAAUACAAGUAGUCAAGCUAUAUUAGUUGCAGAACAAAUAUCUCACCAUCCACCUGUAUCAUGUGUUUAUAUCUCAAAUAGAAAUGAUGGCUAUACAAUGAGUGGUGUUAUUAACCCACGUUCAAAAUUUUUAGGCACAUCAAUGGCGGUCAUUGUUGAUGGGAGUAUCACUUUAUCUCUCUUAGAACUUCAGGAAGAAUAUGUAAUAACAUUCCCAACUGCAUGUGCAAGAGGUAUUAUAUUUGGUACUCUAUUAACCGAAAUCGUAGGCCCUGCAACCAUAGUAUGCAAAAAAACAAAUUUAACAAGCGAAAUGGAAUUUAAAGCAAAAUCAAUGUUUAGAGGUGAAUAUAAUGUUGUAUCUGGUAAAAUAAAAUUAAAUAAUGAAACAACUCAUAACUUUACUGGUAAAUGGGAUAAAAAGAUUGAAAUUACACAAGCAAAAAAAAAGGGUUCAAGUGAAAUCCUCUGGGAUUGUAGCGCAGUAAAAAAGAAUAAAACUAUUAUAAGACCAAUUAAUCAACAAGAAGAGUUUGAAUCACAAAAACUAUGGCAAAAAGUAACCCAAGCAAUUUUAAAUAAAAAUCAAAAAGAUGCAACUGUAGAAAAAAAUAAAUUAGAGGAUGACCAAAGAAAAAGAGUUAAAGAAAGAAAAGAUACUGUUUGGGAACCAAGAUUAUUUAAAAAAAUUGGUGACCAAUGGGUUUAUAAAUAUGCAAAUACAACACUUUAUCAACAAGGUGAACCUAAAGAAAUUGAAACAGAAGGUAUUAUAUAUUUUGAAGGUACUUCAAUCGAAAAUUUAAAGAAUAAAGUCGAACCUUGUGGUGCAAGUGAAAAUGAAAUUUCGAUUUUUUUAGAAGUGAAGGUUAUAAAAUGUUACUUUAUUGAUCCCUAUUUAAAUCUAAUACAAUGA